GGAAUACGAAUACACUGCUCACCAUCGAGCUCACGUCGGCCCAAAACCCUAGGUGGUUUGUAUAGUCUCCUCAUCGCCGGCGGACAGGAUGAAUAUGGAGGCGGGCGACGUGGAGAUGGAGACAUCAGCUGAGGCGGAGAUGGAUUUGUUUCAGAGAACCGCCGCCGCAUCAUCCGCCAGCUUCUCUGAUGCCGCAAUUUCCUCCAAACGCGUCGCAAUCAAGAAUACCAUACAGACCAAUUUCCAUGACGACUACGUCUUCCAGAUAGCUUCGAGUCCUGAGAUUUCUACUCUGGCUGUUUCAUUGUCGUCAAACACCAUCAAAUUGUAUUCUCCAGCCACCGAGCAGUUUCUAGGUGAAUGCAAAGGUCACAGUAGCACCAUUAAUGAGAUUAGCUUUACAGUGCCUUCCUCGCCAAAUCUUCUGUGUUCUUGUUCUUCUGAUGGCACCGUCAGAUUGUGGGAUACGAGGAUUUUUAAGCAGGUUUCCUUAAUAAAAGCAAAUUCCUGUCAAGAAAUAUUUAGCUUCUGUAUUGGCGGAGCAAGCAGUAAUCUUCUUGCUGGUGGAGGUAAUUCUCAGAUUUUGUUCUGGGAUUGGAGAAAUAGCAAGCAAGUAGCUUGCUUGGAAGAAUCUCACAUGGAUGACGUAACCCAAGUACGCUUUGCUCCUAAUCAGCAAAACAAGCUCAUUUCCUCUUCUGUUGAUGGAUUGUUAUGCCUCUUUGAUACUGAUGGACAUAUUGAUGAUGAUAAUAAUUUGGAAUCUGUAAUGAAUGUUGGGACUUCUAUUGCGAAAUUUGGGUUCUUUGGGGAGAAGUAUCACAAGCUUUGGUGUUUAACUCAUAUUGAAACUCUAAGUAUUUGGGAUUGGAGGGAUGGGAGAACAGACAUCUACUUCGAAGAUACCCGUACUUUAGCAUCAGAUAAAUGGAAUCUUGAUCACAUCGACUACUUCGUCGAUUGCUACUAUUCUGGAACUGAAGACCGCUUGUGGGUAAUCGGCGGAACGGAGAGCGGCACAUUAGGCUACUUUCCAGUCGACUGCACCGCUCCUGGUGCGAUCAGUUCUGCUGAGGCCAUUCUUGAAGGAGGCCAUACUGCUGUUGUGAGAACAGUGCUCCCAGCAUCAAAUCCGCAUCAUCACGGAAUCCUCUUGGACAAGAAAGGAAUCCUUGGCUGGACCGGUGGUGAAGAUGGCCGUCUUUGUUGUUGGUUAUCGGAUGAAAAUGUAGCAGCUAAUAAGUCAUGGAUAUCGAGCACCUUGGUCGUGAAAUCUGCCCGUAGUCGUGGCAAAAACCGGCAUCAGCCAUAUUGAGGGAACAGCCUUAUUACAGUUUUAUGUCGAAGCUUAUCAAAUGAUAAUAAAGGAGGAUUCAUUAGGGAAAAUUCCCCUACUUGCAAGGUUUGGAUUUGUUAUUUUAGGUUUAAUUUAAUGUAAUAUAUGUAUAUUUUUCUAAAUAGAUGAUUUGGUGUUAGGUUAU
This is a messenger RNA of Phalaenopsis equestris, 1481 nucleotides long. Its product is annotated as WD repeat-containing protein 89 homolog. The transcript is spliced from 10 exons. Gene Ontology annotation, molecular function: protein binding. The coding region runs from base 89 to 1315 and encodes 408 amino acids. NCBI's taxonomy places the organism in Eukaryota, Viridiplantae, Streptophyta, Magnoliopsida, Asparagales, Orchidaceae. The record is from RefSeq and is a predicted model, not a curated record.